Messenger RNA from Insectozyma verbasci, 960 nucleotides. NCBI's taxonomy places the organism in Eukaryota, Fungi, Ascomycota, Pichiomycetes, Serinales, Debaryomycetaceae. The record is from the annotation of a GenBank genome assembly.
AUGUCACCAUCAAAAUUAGAUAAUAUUCAACCUAUUGACAUCUCCACUUUUCAACAUGAAUCAAUAGUUUAUCAUAAACAAGAUUCUUCAUAUUGGUUUUAUGAGAAAUCAAGUGAAUCAUUUCCUGGUCAAGCAUUUGGUCUUAAAAUUGAAUCAGUCUUAUAUCAUACCAAAUCUGAAUUUCAAGAUAUUCUAAUUUUAAAAACUACAAAUUUUGGUAAUUGUUUAAUUUUAAACGGUAUUAUUCAAUGCACAGAAAGGGAUGAGUUUGCAUAUCAAGAAGUAAUUACAAAUUUACCAUUAAUGUCCCACCCAAAUCCUAAAAAAAUUUUAGUCAUUGGAGGUGGUGAUUGUGGAGUAAUUAGAGAAUUAAUCAAGCAUAUAAAGAAUAAUGAUAAUCUAAUUGAUUCAAUCACAAUGGUAGAAAUAGAUAAUAUGGUUAUAGAAUUAAGUAAAAAGUUUCUCCCACAAAUGUCAAAAUAUCAUAAUCAUCCAAAAUUAAAUUUGGCUAUUCAAGAUGGAUUCAAAUUUUUAAAUGAAACUGAUGAAAAGUUUGAUAUUAUAAUUACUGAUUCAUCAGAUCCAGAAGGUCCAGCACAAGAAUUUUUUGAAAUUGAUUAUUUUAAAUUAUUACAAAAUUGUCUUAAUGGUGAAGAUGGGAUAGUUAUAGCACAAUCUUCAGAAAAUAUUUGGUUAAAUUUAGAAUAUUUAAAAAAUUUAAAAGAAAAAUGUGAAUCUGUAUUUAAUAAUGUUGGAUAUGCUCAAUGCUAUAUGCCAAGUUAUACUUCUGGACAAUUGGGUUUAUUAAUUGCUACAAUGAAUAAAGAUAUUAAUUUGAUUGAUCCAAUUAGAAAAUUCUCAAAAGAUGAAGAAUCAAAAUUGUUUAAAUAUUAUUCUUCUGAUGUACAUAAAUCAUCAUUUGUUUUACCAACUUGGGCAAAUGAUUACUUAAAUGAAUAA